GAAUUUGUUGCCAUCAUUUUAAAGAGUUAUUUUACCAUGUCUCUGAUUUCUGUGCUGUUCGAAUGACCGUUUAUUGUAGAGGUUGUUAGUCUUGUCAUGUAAAGCACUGAUGUCCUCUACUGUGUGUCCCCGUCUGCGCCAGCGGGCUGUACGUUACCACUCAAAAUAUGACUAUGCUCUGUUUCUAUCCCCUCGUAACUGUCCAUUUAUGUCCUAAUUAUUGUAAACGAUGCAUUAGGAAGAAUGAAAUGCUCCGUGAUUCAGUCAUUGACAGUUAACAGGCGGUUAACUGAAUCUAAUGUCAGCUGUGACAUGUUCAUCAGUGAUUUUUCUGCUAUAAUAACCCUAUUCCCACCUGACAUAAGAUCCGUUAACCACAGCAUACGUUUAAGCUGCAACCAGCAGGCUCUUGGUGGGCUUCAGGAAGUGGUACUACAAUGCAUGCGGUUUCAACAAAAUUGGCUUGAUGCGGGAUGAUACCCUCCAUGAGGACAGUGAUGUGAAAGAAGCCGUUCGUCGGCUCCCAGAACAAGUUUACAAUGACAGAAUGUUCCGUCUCAAGAGAGCUCUGGAUCUUUCAAUGAAACAACAGGUUCUUCCCAAGGAUCAGUGGACUAAAUAUGAGGAGGAUGCGCAUUACCUUGAGCCCUAUCUGGAGGAGGUUGUUCGUGAAAGGAAGGAAAAGGAGGAGUGGGCAAAGAAGUAGGAUGAGUGUGAAGAGACUGAAGCUCCUCUUUGGUGUGAUGUCUGGUGUCUUGUAUUUAAGAGAAAAUGUAUUAUGUGAUGAGCCCCUAUACUUAUUAAAAUUUCCUUUCUGACAACUCUU
Molecule: messenger RNA, 826 nt
Organism: Onychostoma macrolepis
Lineage: Eukaryota; Metazoa; Chordata; Actinopteri; Cypriniformes; Cyprinidae
Gene: uqcrb
Product: cytochrome b-c1 complex subunit 7
Exons: 4
Coding region: 467-706 (79 amino acids)
Biological process (GO): mitochondrial electron transport, ubiquinol to cytochrome c
Source: RefSeq, a predicted model, not a curated record